AUGUUUGCUGACUCGGAGUUCUUCCAACAGUCUCAGAUGAAUGAUGCCUCAGAGGUUCUCCCAGUCAUCUUCGACUGUCUCCACCGAGCCUUCACCGAACCUGCCUCCGAACCUGCAGGCGGGGCAGCUGGUUCGGCAUCAGAAGGAGCUUCCAGUGUCAAAGCCACAGCUGUCAACUUCUCGACAGAUGAUUCUUUUAUUGACCCGGGCAGCAGUGCAGCCAAUCAGAAGCAGGCAGGAAGCUGGGACUGCCCGGCCUCAACAGCAGCUUGGGACCGAGCCUACCUUGCAGCUUCGGCAGACAGCUCAGCCCUGGGUGUUGGGUCUGUGCCGAACCAGACUACAGCUCCAGGGCAGAGACACGAUGUAGGCCCGGCAGCAGGCUCGGGGACAGCCUCGGGGAGUGGGGCUGCUGCUGUGUCUGCUUCUCCCCUCUCCUAUGGUGCAGUUGUUGCCAGAGGGAAGGGCGGAGCCAACACUGCUGCAGCUUCUGCCGCUGCUGCGGCUGGGAAUGCUAGGAAAUCUGGUGGGGGGUUAGGAUCAGGAAGUAGAAUAGGGGACAGUGUAGCAACAGGAGUAGGAGCAAGAGGAGCAGGAGGAGCAGGAGCAGGAGCAGGAGCAGGAGGGGAAGCAGGUGCAGCUGCAGCAGCAGAGGUGGCAGGGGAGGCGGCAGCAGCGGCGUGCAUAGCGCACGGGUUGUUUGGGCUGGAUGUGACUGAAAUUAUGCGCUGCUCUCGCUGCGGGCUGCAGUCCCGCCAGAUGCGCUACUCCUCCUUCUUCCACCACGCCAACGCCACUGCCCUUAGACUGUCCAAGCUGGGUAACCCCACGUGUCGAAUGGAUGAGCUAUUGGCGGGCAUGGAGCAGCACCACCUGCUGCCGUGCGAUGUGGAGGUGGGGGGAUGUGGGCACCCCAACGCCAUUCAACAUGUUCUGCGCCGCGCCCCACCCAUCUUCACCACUGUUCUGGGGUGGCAGAGCGACAGGGAGGAAGCGGAGGAUAUCGGCUUGACUCUAGGAGCUCUGGACGUGCAGUUGGACGUGGGAGUGGUGUACCGGGGGCUGCCGGGCCCGCAGAGGGUGCGUGUGGUGUGUGUGGUGUGCUACUACGGGCGGCACUACCACUGCUUCUCCUUCCAUGCGGACCUGGGCAAGUGGGUCAUGUUCGACGAUACCACUGUCAAGGUGGUUGGGGGCUGGGCGGAUGUGGUGAGCUCAUGCAUCAGGGGCCGCCUACAGCCGCAAGUGCUAUUCUAUGAGGCAUGCUAG
Messenger RNA from Closterium sp. Naga37s-1, 1269 nucleotides. The record is from the annotation of a GenBank genome assembly. Lineage: Eukaryota; Viridiplantae; Streptophyta; Zygnematophyceae; Desmidiales; Closteriaceae.